This is a messenger RNA of Aspergillus ibericus CBS 121593, 1048 nucleotides long. RefSeq lists its product as uncharacterized. The coding region runs from base 346 to 903 and encodes 185 amino acids. The record is from RefSeq and is a predicted model, not a curated record. The transcript is spliced from 2 exons. NCBI's taxonomy places the organism in Eukaryota, Fungi, Ascomycota, Eurotiomycetes, Eurotiales, Aspergillaceae.
UGGUGAUGGUGGUGGUGGAAGCCGAGGUCACCCCGAUGAUCCGCUGUUUCACAACGCCGGUAGUCGAUCAUUUCGGUCUCCGGCUGGCCAGACUCGUCAGGGGCUCAAAAGUCAAGAUUUCCAAGCCAGCGUCUCGACUUGAUUGCCCGUUUAGGGUUACGGUGAUCCGGCGAACGGCGUGGGAUGCCAAACAUGCUUUUCAAGGUUUUAGGAGAAAGAUCUGUUUUUUGGGACCGCGCGGAUAUAUCAACGGCCUGUGGCACUUGACCCGCCGGUUUCCACAGAUCUCACAAGCUGGUCUGGUUGCUCAGUAUUUUGCUCGCAUUUACCAUAUGCGCCGGGUUCAUGUAUUCUCCAGCGAGCCAAAGCGAGGCAUCUCCCCUCACCGCGAGGGUCGGCCUGGUGUUUAUCAUUCUCGCGGCCGUGAUCUUCAUCACUUUGAUUGCCACCUUUGUGAUCCUGCGCAUCCAUCGCGGCCCCAACACCAGCUGGGGGACGUUUUUCACCCGACAACCCAUCCCUAAACGUCGGCAUGUCUCGCCCGACCCCGAAUCCUGCCAGAAAGACCGACACAAAAACAUCAUCAGCCCAGUCCCAACCGCCCGCCUUCCGCGAUCGCCUCUCCACAAAGAACUACACAUCGAGACGCGACCUAUCCCAGCUACAUCCACCCGAUCCUCCCUCCCCCCCAAACCCAUCCGCAACAUGUCCGAAGCCCCCAAGAAGAAUGAAAAACUCCAAAUCCAACCGCUCCGCCCGAAUCGCAGACGUGCGAGUACGCGGUCCUCGGGCGCCAUUCCGUGUCGAUUAUAUCCACCGAGCGAGUUCUCGGUGCCGGAUAGUCCGGUGAUUGUGUUGCCGUCGCCGAGCGAUUUACAGAAGUUUCGGAUUAAUGUGCGAUGAGGGGGAUGCUUGCUGGUAAAGCUUAUGGAUUAUGUGUAAUGUAAUGUAAUGCAAUCGAGGAUGUAGUUGUGCUGGACUCAUCGAUGCCAAGUAAACGAGAUCUGCACUCUGGACUCAGCUGAGCGUUAUCAGCGCGAUAAGCAAU